AUGGAGUCUCUUACCGAAAGCACGAAUGGUGCAAACAAAAACUUCCCCACCACCAAUGGCGUCGUGGGAGAAUCCAAGUUCACCCCCAUUGCCAUAUGUGGAAUGGCUUGCCGUCUACCAGGGAAAAUACACUGCCCACAGGAUUUGUGGGAGUUUCUGAUGGCCAAGGGCGAUGCAAGAACACUCGUUCCCGAUACCAGAUACAAGAUUUCGAGUUACUACUCCCCAACCAAAAAGCCCGGUGCUGCUGUCAGUCAAUACGGUUAUUUCCUGGAUGAAAGCGUGGAUCUAGGUGCGCUCGAUACUUCGUUCUUUUCCAUGGCGCAGGGAGAUGUUGAGCGGCUCGACCCACAGCAAAGGAUCUUACUUGAAGUGUCUCGGGAGUGCAUUAUUGACGCAGGAGAUAUCCGCGAGAAAGGGAACAAUGUGGGUGUUUAUGUGGGAAGUUUUGGCAAUGAUUGGUACGAUGUCACUCAGCGAGAAACGCAGAGAUAUGGUUCAUAUCAAGUGGCUACCACGCAUGACUAUGCAUUGUCAAAUCGCAUUUCAUACGAAAUGAACUUACGAGGACCAAGGUAUGAGAUAUUGUUCUGAAAAACAACCCACCAUUGUGGUAUGUUCAACUAACGAAUCCAGUAUGACGAUUCGUACAGCAUGCUCAUCUAGUCUCGUGUGCCUCAACGAAGCCUGCAAUUCCAUUGCGAAAGGAGAAUGCACCUCUGCUAUAGUAGGCAGUACGAACAUUAUCAUGGCCCCCGCUCUUACUGCAGACAUAUCUGAGCAAGGCGCUCUCAGUCCUAAUGGCUCUUGCAAUACGUUCUCGUCGAAGGCGGAAGGUUACGUGCGAAGCGAGGGUGUCGUUGCGCUUUAUGUCAAGUCCCUACAGGAUGCUCUUCGAGAUGGCAACCCUAUCCGUGCUGUGAUCACCGGUACGGCUGCAAAUUCGGACGGUAAAUCUGCCGCAUUCUCCGUCCCAAGCGCGGAUGCCCAAGAAGAAUUGAUUCGACAUACAUACCGAAUUGCUGGUAUCGCGGACAUUUCCAAGACCGGUUUCUUUGAAUGUCAUGGAACUGGAACACCAGUUGGUGAUCCUAUCGAAGCUCAAGCAAUCGCCAGAGUCUUUGGGACGACCGGUGGUAUUCAUAUCGGAUCUAUCAAGCCAAAUUUGGGGCAUGGUGAGGGUGCUUCGGGUUUAACUGCAGUCAUUAAGGCUGUCUUAGCCCUCGAGCAUCGAACAAUUCCACCCAACAUCAAGUCCUUGCCGCGUAGUGAGAAAAUUCCCUUCGAAGAAGCUCAACUAACAGUUCCUACGGAGGCUACACCGUGGCCACAAGGACGUCAUGAACGAAUCAGUGUAAAUUCCUUUGGUGUCGGAGGUUCGAAUGCCCAUCUGAUCAUUGAUUCAGCCGCAAGUUUUGUUUUGCAUCCAGAUGGGAAUGCCAAAGCUGACGAAGCAGCCCCGAGUACAUCAGAAACUCUCAAUCCACCUCAAAUACUUGUAUACUCGGCCAAUAGCACACAAUCACUGAAGGACAUGACUGCACAAUACCGGAAAUACCUUGUGAACAUGCCUGAUGAUGUAUCUCUGUCAAACGUUGCAUAUACUCUUGCCAAUCGAAGAGAACAACUUCCGCUACGAACAUUCACCAUCAGCAGCAAAGACAACCCAGGGCUCCCUUCGCCAACACCCCCAACGUCUUCAAAAACGCCUGUGCUUGUGAUGCUAUUCACAGGACAGGGCGCACAGUGGCCUCAAAUGGCCCGUGAGCUGUUCGGGGCCAACCAAGUCUUUCGUGAUACUAUAAGAUCUCUUGACCAUCAUCUGCAAGAGCUUGGUCCUCUGUCCCCAACAUGGAGAAUUGAGAAAGAGCUUUUGAAAAUUCCCCGAAAAAGUCGCGUAAAUGAUGCCGAAUUUUCCCAGCCGCUGUGCACCGCACUGCAAAUUUCCCUUAUCGACACUCUCGCCUCACUGGGUAUCAAGCCCGCGGCGGUAGUAGGCCAUUCGAGUGGGGAAAUAGCCGCUGCUUAUGCUGCUGGUGGCCUAUCCGCAAAGGAGGCCAUUCUGGUGUCUUACCUUCGCGGAAUCGCUUCGAAAACCCCGACCAACUGCGGACCUGGAUGCAUGACUGCUGUUGGGCUGAGCUGGGCAGAGGCGGAACAUUUUCUCAUUCCUGGAGUCGUAAUAGCGUGCGACAAUUCGCCACGCAACGUGACGUUGUCUGGCGAUGCAGAAGAGAUGCAGGUUGUUGUCGCUGCUAUCAAGAAAGCAAUUCCCAGUGUCCUUGCAACUACCCUGAAAGUGGAUAAGGCAUACCAUUCCCAUCAUAUGGCAACGGUCGGUGGCACUUAUCACGGCGCGAUGACUGAGUCGGGGGUUGUGGGAAUGGUGGCCACCAUUCCCUUCUUCUCGAGUCUGACCGGGAAGCAGCUCGAUAACGAGGGCUCUGGAGCCAGCACUUUCAACCCCAAAUAUUGGCAAGAUAAUUUGGAAUCUCCCGUACUUUUCCACUCGGCGGUUUCCUGCAUCCUCGAGGCUCCAAUUCUGGCUGGGAGCAGCGCGGUCUUUCUCGAGAUCGGUCCUCACCCGGCACUUUCUGGUCCUUUGAGGCAAAUUCUGACCAGUAAAUUCAGCUCUGCCAUACAUAUUCCGACUCUUCUAAGGAGGCAAAACAGUUUGGAAGGAUUUCUCACGGCGAUUGGGAGACUCUGGGCUCUGAACAUUGACGUUGACUUUCGCGGCCUCUGGCCCCAGGGAUUAUGCGUCCCGAGUUUGCCACGCUACCCGUGGAAUCACCAACGACGAUAUUGGCUGGAGUCGCGGGUAUCGAGAGAAUGGCGAUUUAGCGAACAUCCGUACCACGAUCUCCUCGGCGUGAGAGUGCCAGAAGGUUCAGGCAUUGAGCCCGUUUGGCGUAACCUACUCCACCUGAGUAGCACACCAUGGCUCCGCGACCACCGAAUCCGCGGCGAUAUCGUGUAUCCUUUCGCCGCAUAUGUCGCCAUGGCCGCCGAAGGGGUUCGACAAAUCACGGGAGUGCAAGAAGGGGUCCAACUGCGGAGAGUGAUGGUGAGCACGGCCUUGGUGCUACGCGAAGGAGCACCUACCGAACUCGUCACCAACUUUCGGCGGCAUCGCUUGACCGACCUUCAGGAUAGCUCUUGGUGGGAGUUUACCGUUACUUGUCACAAUGGACAUGCCUGGACCAAGCACUGUUCGGGUCAAAUUUGCGCAUCGUCUCAAAGUAGCUUGGGAGACGCGAAGUGCUUCGAUAUCACCUCGAUGCCACACAAGGUUCACAUACCACAAUGGUAUGAGCGUGGGCGUCGCGGCGGUGCGGAAUAUGGCCCCCAUUUCACCGCAUUAGAGGAAAUGAGGACCAGUGUCAACGGGAGAGAAGGGUUGGGGAUGGCAACGACACGGAACAACUGGCAUGGCGACGAGGCCAAUUAUCACUUGCAUCCAGUCAUCUUAGACACCUAUUUGCAACUGGUAUGCUCAGCGGCACACCAUGGUAUGAGACCAGGCUACCAGCAGUUGAUUCCUGCCAGUAUCGAAUCGCUUUCCCUCGCUCGUAGCGCUGCCGAUGAGCUGAUGAUGCUCACCUCAUGUAAACCUUGGAAAAAUGGUGUCAUCGGCGCCGGAUCAUGCUCUGCCAAAUCCUCUUCCACGAUGAUUUUGGAAGCCUCCGGUGUCGUUGCGUAUCCCCUUGCCGAGAGCGACAUCGACGAAGGGGUCUCCAGCUUGACGACAUCCCGCGCGGAAUGGGUACCCCACGUGGACUUCCAGGACCCGGAGCAGCUCAUCAAGUCACCUCGCGAUGAUGAAGUGACCCAUCUCACGGAUUUGACUCUUCUUGCCCAGCUGGCCAUGUCUCUCUCCAAACGCGCGUUGUCAUCCGAGGAUGUGGCUAUAAAAGCCAGGCAUAUGCAUCUUUACAAAGCGUGGCUAGAUCAGGAAGCACCUUCAUCCCUCGAGAAUGUCGAUACUGCUGAGCUAACCAAUCGUAUCAACGACUUGGUUUCCGUCCUAUUAAAGACACAUGUUGCACCUGCUGCUGUGGCGAUCCUUCAAGUUCAAAGCAACGUCGCUUCAAUCGCAGCAGGUGGGUUGGCUGGCGUAGACGUCUUAACGACGAAUGGUAUCCUCGAAGACUUUCAGACACUGAUAAACGAGUAUGAUGCAGCUGCCUUCUUCCGGUCGCUCGCGUAUACCAAACCAAACCUUCGGAUUCUCGAGCUGGGCGUUGGUCGUAAUGCUAUGACAGCCGAGCUUUGGAAAGAUAUGACGCAUCCCUCCGGACAAGCUCUCUAUUCCAAAUACGUUUACACUAAUGCAAGCCCAUCCAUACUCACCGCACUAAAGCAGCGUUUUAAGGAAGUUCCCAAUAUGCAUUUCCAUACUCUUGAUAUCAGAAAUGACCCUCUCGACCAAGAAUUCCAAGAAACAGAUUUCGACUUGAUCAUCGCCAGUGAUGUAUUUAAUACCGUCCCAAGUCUGAGCCGUAGCUUGGGCUACGUGCGUAAACUGCUUGCGGAAAACGGGAGAUUGCUUAUUCAGGAGGCCCGAGAGGGCUUAUUAUGGACAAAGUAUGUGUUGGGAACAUUACCUAUCUGGUGGUGCGGAAUGGGAGACAACAGACCCGACGAACCUUAUGUUUCAAUAGCCAGAUGGGAGCAGGAGCUUGCCGCAGCCAAACUACAGAACCUCAAAGUGGCCACCCGAAAUUCACCGUAUACUUCCCCCUUGACCACCGUGGUAGUUGCAAAGCCUCAGCCAGAGCGAAUCUUGUCCAAAAUGAUAACACUUCUAUGCAAUUCCAACGAAAGCAAGCGAGGGGCUCUCAUCGCCAGCGAACUAGAAGCGCAGGGAUUUCAGGUCUCGCGAUGCACACUGGACAAUGUGCCAUCUGAGGGGCAAGAUACACUUGUAAUUUUGGACGAGGACCAAUCCUAUUUUGAUAACAUGUCAACGAUCGCUUUUGAACGAUUGAAAAGAUUCGUAUGUGCUCUCAGCAACACCACAGGGAUCUUAUGGGUUACCAAGCCAGUACAGACACAUUGUCCAGACCCAAAAUAUGCCCCAGUCAUUGGGUUCGCUCGAACAAUUCGCUCUGAAUUGGCCAUUGACUUCGCCACUUGUGAAACUAACGAUCUAGAUUCCGUGACUGGACUUCACUCUCUCAUCGACGUGUUCUGCAAAUUCCGGGAGCGAGGUGAGGUGCAACCAUCACCGGACUUCGAGUAUGUCAUCACAGAAAGGAUGAUCCGAGUCAACCGCAUCUUUCCAUUCUCGCUGAAUGACGAAGCUCCGGUACCUGCACCAUCUUGUGAAGGCGUCCUAAGAAUGGGACGACCAGGAAGGUUGGAUUCUCUUCAUUGGGCUGCACAACCGACCGUCGAUCCGAGAGAAGACCAAGUGGAGGUAGCCAUAUAUGCGGUAGGACUCAAUUUCAAGGAUGUCUUACUCGCUACUGGCAUUAUUGAACUCAACGGUGUUGAAAUGGCUUUUGGAAGCGAAGCUGCCGGUGUGGUGCUGCGUGUUGGUCCCCAGGUGCACAACUUGGCGAUUGGUGAUCGGGUCGUCAUUCUCUCACCCAACACAUUUUGCUCCUUGAUCACGAUUACGGAAAAGUUGUGCGAGAAGCUACCGGAUGAGAUCAGCUUUGAAGACGGCGUCUCGAUGCCGCUUGUCUUUGCUACGGCCAUUCAUUCUCUCAUCGAGGUGGCACAUCUGGAGCCAGGUCAGGUAAGAGUCCCGCAUGAAUUCCUCAUUGACGAGUACUCGUACGUAUACCCUCAAACUAAUGUACGUGUGUGAUGAUAGUCGGUUCUCAUCCACAGCGGCUGUGGCGGUGUUGGCCAUGCGGCCAUCCAGGUGGCACGCAUGCUUGGAGCGGAGAUAUACACGACUGUCAGCACCGAGCAGAAGGCGGAUUACUUGGUGAAACGAUUUGACAUUCCACGGAGCAACAUCUUUCAGUCCCGCGAUACGUCGUUUGUGGGUGACCUCAUGCGGCAAACCAGCACAAGAGGGGUGGAUGUCGCCCUCAACUCCCUCUCCGGGGAACUUUUGCAUGCCACAUGGCAUUGCCUGGCGAAGUACGGACGGAUGGUGGAAAUCGGCAAGCGGGACUUGGUGGAAUUUGGGAAGCUGGAUAUGGACGUCUUUCUCGCGAAUCGCAGCUACUGUUGCGUUGCGCUGGAUCAACUGUCGCUGGAUAAGCCGGAAGCCACGCGCCGUUUGCUCCAAACCAUGAUGAAGUACUGCCAGCAAGGUUUGGUGGCACCCGUUCCUCUCGCCCAAGUCUUCAGCGCAUCGGCCAUUCAAGAGGCCUUCCAGUACAUGCAAAAGGGGAACCACAUUGGCAAGAUCAUCAUCUCGGUCCGCGAGCGCGACGGCCGACCGAAGAUGGGGAUGUGCACCGACACCGGCGCGAUUCAUCCCAAUCUCCGACCGGCUCCGAUUCCAAGCCCGAGAGCCGGGAGACAUCAAAGCCCGGCCGCCUCCUCCGCGGGUCACGUGCACGCAAUGGCAUCGUACCUGAUCGUGGGUGGCCUAGGCGGCCUGGGUCGCUCCAUUGCGACGUGGAUGGUGCAGCAUGGGGCCAGGAGGCUCAUCUUCUUGUCGCGCAGUGCGGGAAGUACAGCUGAUGAGGGCGACUUCGUGCGUAUGUUGGAGGGGAUGGGCUGCACCGUGGAAAUGGUUCGUGGGAGUGUGACGAACCUGGUCGACGUCCAGCGUGCCAUCGACCAAGCCACGCCCACCAUGCCGCUGAGGGGCAUCGUGCAAAUGAGCAUGGUCUUGCGGGACCAAGCCUUCUCUCGCAUGACCAUGGAGGACUGGACGGCCGCGACGGAGCCCAAGAUGGCGGGCACCUGGCAUUUGCACCAUGCCACCACCACCGGUGCCCAACCAUUGAAGCUCGACUUUUUCCUGUUGUUCAGUUCCCUCUCAGGCAUCUUUGGCCAACCAGGACAGGCCAAUUAUGCCGCAGCCAACACCUUUCUCGAUGCCUUUGUGCUCUACCGCACGGGUCUCGGUCUCCCAUGUACCGCCAUCGACCUGGGUGCCGUGCAGGGCGUCGGCUAUCUGUUUGGGAACAAAGAUACGCUACGGAAACUCCAGGGUUCGGGGUGGCACGCAGUGACCGAAGAAGAGCUGUUGGAAGCAUUCAGCGCCGCCAUCUCCACCGCUCAGCCUCAGCCCUCCAAGGAGACUCGUACUGAUACCAUAGCCGACCCAAGGAAGAUGCUCCUGGGGACCUCGCCCACCGUUCCCCUCAGCAGCCCGGACAGCAGUGUACGUCUGCGUCAUGAUGCCCGCCUGGCAGUUUACCAAAACAUGCACAGUGGUGUGAAUGAGCCAGGCCAAACUUUGGGCAAGGAGGUUGGAAGUUUGCAGACGCUCCUGAACACCAUCAAGACGAAUGUAUCAGUACUUAGAGUGGCCACCACGGCAACCUUGCUUGCAAGAGAGAUUGCCAAAAAGCUCUUUGCCCUGUUGCUUAAGGAGGACCAGGAGCCAGAUAUCACAGCAGGCCUCGUCGAGUUAGGCCUGGAUUCCAUGGUUGCCGUGGAAAUGCGAGCAUGGUGGAAGACCGUGUUUGGACUGGAUAUUAGUAUCUUGGACAUGAUGGCCAUGGGAACGCCAGAGGCCCUGGGUAAGAGGGCAUCCAAUGAACUAGCUGAUAUAUAUGGCGUGUAG
Molecule: messenger RNA, 7705 nt
Organism: Hymenoscyphus albidus
Lineage: Eukaryota; Fungi; Ascomycota; Leotiomycetes; Helotiales; Helotiaceae
Source: the annotation of a GenBank genome assembly